Olea europaea var. sylvestris is the source of this 1258-nucleotide messenger RNA. RefSeq lists its product as uncharacterized. The record is from RefSeq and is a predicted model, not a curated record. Lineage: Eukaryota; Viridiplantae; Streptophyta; Magnoliopsida; Lamiales; Oleaceae. The transcript has 8 exons. Gene Ontology annotation, molecular function: S-adenosylmethionine-dependent methyltransferase activity.
UAUUUGAUAAAAUCCCAAUGUAGAUAAGAUGAUCAGUGCUCCAAAUUUGAAUUCUUUAGGGGGGGAGAGAGAGAAAAUUAAAAAUGUCACACUAAUUAGGUAUAAAGUGAAUUUAUUGAACCAAAUGGCAAAUGGUUUUGGCAUCAAACUGCAACGAAGCGUACCACAUGUGGUGGGCUUUUGUUCCCCUCGACCAGCAGUUUCUUCUAGUUCUUCUCACACUUUUCCAGUUCAACUUUCAAGAGUAGCUAAGCGGGGGGUUAUUAGGUAUAGGCUCCCUCGUAGGGUUGUAUUGGGAAUUGGGGUUUCAUUUUGGUCUCAGUUGAUGAACAUGGCGGGUACUUUUGGUGCCAAAACGUUCGUAGCUUCUGCAAGACAAAAGGGCGCAAUUGAGAAGGUAUUAGAGAAUGUGGACUGGCCUGAGCAAUUCCCCUUCAAAGAGGAGGAUUUCCAGCGCUUUGCUAAUUUGUCUCAUUCAUUGUUCUAUGAAGCUCCUCGCUUUGUGACACAUAUUGAUGAUCCAGCUGUUGCUGCACUCACUAAAUAUUAGGUUUUUCCUCCCAGUGAUACUCCUGGAGUUGCUCUACUAGACAUGUGUAGCAGCUGGGUCAGUCAUUACCCUAAAGGGUAUAAGCAAGCCAGAAUAGUAGGAAUGGGCAUGAAUGAAGAAGAGCUGAAGAGAAAUCCGGUUCUCACAGAUUAUGUUGUGCAAGACUUGAAUGUUGAUCCUAAACUCCCAUUUGAAGAUGACACGUUUGAUGUUAUUACAAAUGUGGUCAGUGUUGACUACUUAACAAAGCCUAUUGAUGUUUUCAAGGAGAUGUCUAGGAUCCUUAAACCUGGUGGACUAGCUAUAAUAAGCUUCUCCAAUCGCUGCUUCUUUACAAAGGCAAUCUCGGUAUGGACUUCAACAGGAGAUUCUGAUCAUGUCGUAAUAGUUGGAGCAUAUUUCCAUUAUGCUGGAGGGUUUGAGUCUCCUAAGGCUAUGGAUAUAUCUCCUAACCCUGGACGCACAGAUCCCAUGUACAUUGUGUACUCAAGAAAAUCAGCAACUGCCUGAGAUAGGAUCACGGUGUAAACGUUCUCUUUGAACCUGGUACAUUUUUUAUUCAACUUUUUCAGUUUAUGCUGUGAAUGAGUUGUGUUGUUGUGAAUGCUUACAUUUAUGAAUCUCAGCAGUAACGAAUUUUUAUCCCUGAGUUAUAACAUAUGAGGCAACUUGAUCUGAAUGCAAAUUUGAUCUCUAAACUUGGUUGAA